This is a messenger RNA of Capsicum annuum, 1748 nucleotides long. Its product is annotated as probable caffeoyl-CoA O-methyltransferase At4g26220. Lineage: Eukaryota; Viridiplantae; Streptophyta; Magnoliopsida; Solanales; Solanaceae. The coding region runs from base 576 to 1262 and encodes 228 amino acids. The transcript is spliced from 4 exons. Gene Ontology annotation, molecular function: O-methyltransferase activity; S-adenosylmethionine-dependent methyltransferase activity. The record is from RefSeq and is a predicted model, not a curated record.
UAAAAUGCUUGCUCGUCCUGCAGAGAUUUUUCAUAGAACGUGGGAAGAUUAUCUUAAAAAUUAGCUAGUUACUAUCAUUUUUAUUAUAUACUUUUUUUUUGCAUCGAUGAUAUUCGUAACUAAUUUGACUAAUUGUAAUAGUUGAUACUUGUUUUAUUAACAGUUUAUUAAAAUAUUGUGUUUUGGUUUUUGCAAAAUGCAUUCUGUAGUUCAUUAUCAAAAUAAUAAUUUUGUGCCAAAUUUAUAUGUAUUUUUAAUAAUUUUUAAAACUUAUAAGUAUAGUAUCAUAUUUCAUAAGCACUUUUUUUUUUUUGUAAAGGAGUAAAAUAUUUUGGCAAAAACUAUGCAUAUGUUGAAAUUUUUUAAGUAAAAGUUGAACUAAAUUAGAUUUGCCUAAAAUAUUUAGAAAUAUACGAACAAACACGUAGCAUAUAAUGUGGGCACACCAAAUCAUAUCCCUAUGCUUUUGCUGGCACCUACUUUCUUUAGUCCAUACAACAUUGAGAAGUAGAUCGAUUCACCAAAAAGAGAGAGAGAUAGAAUAUAGACGAAGGUAGGUUAGUCAUUCUGAAAACAUGGUGUGUGUUGGAGCUCCUAACUUUACUGCUGCUCUAUUGGUUGUUUAUAAAAGGCCAUCAUUGCGGUGUAUUCUGCAACCGAAAAAGCACCUCGCAUUUUCACCUAGGAUGAUGAAUUUGCAAUCUAAUGCUUCAGAUGAGGUUGAAGGUUCACCAUGGGACCAUAAAGGGUUAUUGCAGAGCAAAGAAUUAUAUCAGUAUGUCCUGGAGACUAGUGUUUACCCUCGAGAGCCAGCACUGCUCAAAGAGAUCAGGGCAAUAACAGAAAAUCACCCUAAUUUUUAUAUGGGUGCAACACCUGAUUCUGGUCAACUGAUAGCUAUGCUGUUGAAUUUGAUGAACGCCAAAAACACUAUUGAACUCGGAGUCUUCACUGGAUAUUCACUACUUCUCACUGCUCUUCAAAUUCCUGAUGAUGGCAAGAUCCUAGCAAUUGACCCUGAUCGACAGUCUUAUGAAAUGGGCUUGCCAGUCAUUCAAAAAGCCGGGGUAGAGCAUAAAAUCGAUUUCAAAAGCUCCCCCGCUUUACCUGUUCUUGACAAACUUCUGGAAGACAAAAAAAACAAAGGUAGUUUCGAUUUUGCAUUUGUGGACGCAGAUAAAACAAGUUAUGGAAUUUAUCAUGAGAGACUAAUGCAGCUGGUGAAAGUUGGAGGUCUGAUAGUAUAUGAUAACACACUCUGAUACCCGCAUUCAAAUUUCUCAAGUUACGGUGGGAGAUGGAAUGACCAUCUGCAGGCGACUUUUUUGAUGAAAACAGGUACAAGUCUUAGUUGAAAUGUUAAAGUAAAAGAGGGCACUUUAAGAGGUCGUUUAUGUACUUGGGUUAUCCAAAAGCAAAUACCCCCAUAUAAUGCAUACAAAAAUAAAUAUACGAAAUUACUUUUGCAAGAAGCGUUACUCUAAAUAGGACUACUACUACACUUAGCUAGAGCUUUGGGAAUUACUAUAUGGUCCUAGAGACCCAUGUUAUAUUAGUCUACUAUAUGGUGCUGGAGACCCACAUUAUAUCUUGUAAUGACCUUGUUUAGUCUACUAUUUGGGAAUUACUAUAUGGUCGUAGAAACCCAUAUUAUAUCUAGUAAUGACCCUGUUUAGUCUACUAUAUGGUGCUGGAGACCCACAUUAUAUCUUGUAAUGACCUUGUUUAGUCUACUAUCUUUACUCCAA